Molecule: messenger RNA, 1893 nt
Organism: Penicillium daleae
Lineage: Eukaryota; Fungi; Ascomycota; Eurotiomycetes; Eurotiales; Aspergillaceae
Product: transcription factor TFIIIC subunit TFC1
Exons: 5
Coding region: 1-1893 (630 amino acids)
Biological process (GO): transcription initiation at RNA polymerase III promoter
Cellular component (GO): transcription factor TFIIIC complex
Source: RefSeq, a predicted model, not a curated record
AUGGAGAAACAGCGCGAGUCACGAACUGCCUCCUUCUACAAAAUCCCUCCCCUGCACCUGGUCAGCGUGGAGCACCCUGCGGUGAUCCGCAACCUUGAUAAAGCCGUCGCGACCCUGCAGGGCAACACCGGCAUCGAGAAAAUGCUGAAUCCUCCCAAGGCUGAUGCCUCGAUCAAUUUGAUGCUGAGGCCGGAAGAUGCCCUGUCACGACCACUUCAGUCAAUAAGCUGUCCAUCAAAUAAUGUCCUGCUUAAAGUCACCGUGCCCAAGCGGACGGGACGGAAGCGUAAGCGCGGCUCGGAUGAGCCCUUUGUGGAUGCUACGCCUGAGUCUACGGGGGAGCCUCUGCGGCGGCGCCCUGCGAAGGAGAUCAUGCGCAGUCUAAGCGAUAACCCAUCAAAGUACAGGGUUGAAGCAAUGGGAAAGAUUGAAAGGACUCAUGUGUUUCGAGGUAUGCCUGACUUUGUCUACUCGACCAUGAAUAGCGCCUUCUCCAACCGGUUCCGACAGCAGAUUCUCCCAUAUGAGUUGGAGAAGAUCAAGCAGUUCGAUCUUGAUAUGAGCAAAGGAGCCACCCUGAACGUGGACCUCAUUCCCCCACCUUCCUUCAGUCAAGGUGAAGUGCCGUUCCAGUACAUCUAUCGCCAAAACCCCAUGGUGAAAAAGGCUGUCGACCAAUCCGGCGAGAUGACAACCGUGAACACGCAACAAGUAGCCAGAGUGCGCACUCACCUCGUCGCCUACGACAUCCCCCAAGUCCCACACCAACCCCAAGAAGAUCUCCGCCCAAUCGAGGAACUCGAGAACAGCCUACGCGCAACCAUCCAACUUCUCGAGGAACUCUUCGAGAAGCGACCCGCAUGGACUCGCCGCGCAAUCCGCAAUCAUCUCACAACCGACGAACAGCGCAACAACCUGCGCCACGCCGUGCCCUACGUCGGCUACAUCUUCCGGUCCGGACCCUGGCGAGACGCCAUUAUCAAACUUGGCCACGACCCGCGCACUUCCCCGGCCUACCGUGAUUACCAGACUUUCAUGUUCCGCAUCUUACCUCGCGAGGCAGAACUCGCCCGUGACGGCGGGACCGGCCGUCGCCAUAAUAUCUCCCGUGUAAUCGGCGACGAGAUCAAUCAAAGCCCCGACAUGACAGACACGCACAUCUUCACCGGGCAAUUGCCUCUCCCGCGCGACGGACGCAUCUGGAUGGCCUGCGACAUUGUCGACCCCUUACUCAAGAACAUCCUCUACCCGCCGAACCCGCCAGAGGACUUCCUCCGACCUAGCUGCGAGAUCAUCACGGACGGGUGGUUCGGCAACGGCACGCUCGCGAAAGUGAAAACGAUCAUGCGGUCUAAAAUCCAGACACUCAUCGAAGACCGCAAACCGCAUGACUCGGACUUUUGGCGCAUUGUGGCGUUCCCGGAUCAUGCGUAUACGGAGGCUGAUUUGGGGUUGUUUACGGUUCCGUUGGAGGGGACGAUUAGUCGGGAGGUUGCGAUGGCUACGGAGGUGCGGGCUUCGAUUAAGGGAGCGCCGUUGUGGCGGAAGAUGCAUGAUCGGGGACAUGCGGAUUUGGAUGGGGAGAAGGUCGGGGUGUUGAAGAGGGCGAGGGGGAAAGGGAAGAAAGGGAAGAAGGGGAAGGAUGUGGUGUUUGAGGUUGAAAGGGAAGAUGAGGAGGUCGAUGAAGGUGGAGAGGAAGAUGAGGUGGAGGUGGAGGUUGAGGAUGUGGGUGGUGGUAAUGGGGACGAGAGUGAGGGUGAAGAAGAGGAGAUGGAGCGAGUGGAGAUGUGGCAUGAGCAGGCUGUUGCUGCGGUGCAGGCUCGAGAGGCUGCACUGGCAGAGGAGGAUGAGGACGAGAAUGAUGAGGGUGAUGAUAUGGAUGGUGACGAGUAA